AUGGCCAUCGCGUAUCCGCGCGAGUUGAAGUCUACAAAACCCCUUACGCCUCCACCAAGUGACGAGAACUUUCCUCGACCAAAAGUACGAUCGGGUGAUCUUUGUGUUGGGUGCAUUGUUUGGUUACCUUCAGAGGGUUUCGACAAGAGCAUUAAAUGUUGCAAAAGAGAUUGUUGUGGAAAGGGACUUGGAGAAGAUGGAUACAAUAAUCCUGUUGUCAUUCUCAAGAUUAGACAAAGAAAGGCUCGAAUUACCACUUUCAGUGAUAUGAAUUUGGAAAACUAUUUAUCGAAAUGUCCACACAACUCUGAAUUUCAGCAAUCAUUACCCAUUAGUCCGAUAGAUCAGGAUAGCUGCGUCGAAAGUACACCAUCAUGGCUUCUUCGUCUGCAAAAGGGAGCGCUUAAGAAGCAAUCCUACAUUAAUCUUGCUCAUAUCUUCAAGGUGCCUUCCAGCAGCCUUUCCACGUUUGGCUUUCGAAAUCAUCGAGCUUAUAAGCUUCGACUGUCAGCCACAAGUUAUAAUAGUCUAAUGGGGGAAAUGGGUCUUCGAAAUGAGCCCUACGAAGAAACUGCUUCGCUUUACAAGACCGCGCGAGCACGUCUCGAGGCGCUUGCUUCCCAAAAUAGGCAAAUUCCAUCUCUAAUAUCAAAAACAGCACAGGUAUCAUUUACCCUUCAAAACGAAAUAGAUGUGGAGAAGAAAAAAUACCCCACUACUCCCUUCCCAGUUGCCUCACCGGAUUGUCCUCAUGCUAAAACUGCUCCGACAUCUCCUCUUCUCCCGUUAGGACAACGAAGAAAUGUCAGAUUUACCUUGAAUGAAAUACCCAAAUCUAAGAGUCUCCUCGACGUUCCACGAGUAGCCGGGUAUGGGACUGUCAAUAAUCAGCAACUGCUUACUCCAUAUCCGAUUCAGCCACCUACUCCAUUGACGGCGCGCUAUCAUUCUUUCAGGCCGUUUGUUGAUCAUGGGUGGAGACAUGUUGCUUUGAGAUUCUUCGCAGGGUGUUUGAGUCUCGGAACAGUAUUCGGAGCUUUCAAGAUAUUGUGGUCGGCAAAUGGUACUUUUUGA
This is a messenger RNA of Botrytis fragariae, 1074 nucleotides long. RefSeq lists its product as uncharacterized. The transcript has 2 exons. The record is from RefSeq and is a predicted model, not a curated record. The coding region runs from base 1 to 1074 and encodes 357 amino acids. Lineage: Eukaryota; Fungi; Ascomycota; Leotiomycetes; Helotiales; Sclerotiniaceae.